This is a messenger RNA of Oncorhynchus mykiss (rainbow trout), 1065 nucleotides long. The record is from RefSeq and is a predicted model, not a curated record. NCBI's taxonomy places the organism in Eukaryota, Metazoa, Chordata, Actinopteri, Salmoniformes, Salmonidae.
AUGUGUGACUUUGCCCAACUGUUCCUGUUCUGUUACAUGUUCAUCAUGUGUGACUUUGCCCAACUGUUCCUGUUCUGUUACAUGUUCAUCAUGUGUGACUUUGCCCAACUGUUCCUGUUCUGUUACAUGUUCAUCAUGUGUGACUUUGCCCAACUGUUCCUGUUCUGUUACAUGUUCAUCAUGUGUGACUUUGCCCAACUGUUCCUGUUCUGUUACAUGUUCAUCAUGUGUGACUUUGCCCAACUGUUCCUGUUCUGUUACAUGUUUGUCAUGUGUGACUUUGCCCAACUUUUCCUGUUCUGUUACAUGUUCAUCAUGUGUGACUUUGCCCAACUGUUCCUGUUCUGUUACAUGUUCAUCAUGUGUGACUUUGCCCAACUGUUCCUGUUCUGUUACAUGUUCAUCAUGUGUGACUUUGCCCAACUGUUCCUGUUCUGUUACAUGUUCAUCAUGUGUGACUUUGCCCAACUGUUCCUGUUCUGUUACAUGUUCAUCAUGUGUGACUUUGCCCAACUGUUCCUGUUCUGUUAUAUGUUCAUCAUGUGUGACUUUGCCCAACUGUUCCUGUUCUGUUACAUGUUCAUCAUGUGUGACUUUGCCCAACUGUUCCUGUUCUGUUACAUGUUCAUCAUGUGUGACUUUGCCCAACUGUUCCUGUUCUGUUACAUGUUCAUCAUGUGUGACUUUGCCCAACUUUUCCUGUUCUGUUACAUGUUCAUCAUGUGUGACUUUGCCCAACUGUUCCUGUUCUGUUACAUGUUCAUCAUGUGUGACUUUGCCCAACUGUUCCUGUUCUGUUACAUGUUUGUCAUGUGUGACUUUGCCCAACUGUUCCUGUUCUGUUACAUGUUCAUCAUGUGUGACUUUGCCCAACUGUUCCUGUUCUGUUACAUGUUUGUCAUGUGUGACUUUGCCCAACUGUUCCUGUUCUGUUACAUGUUCAUCAUGUGUGACUUUGCCCAACUGUUCCUGUUCUGUUACAUGUUCAUCAUGUGUGACUUUGCCCAACUGUUCCUGUUCUGUUACAUGUUUGUCAUGUGUGACUUUGCCCAAUAUGUGUUUUAA